Molecule: messenger RNA, 1305 nt
Organism: Symbiodinium natans
Lineage: Eukaryota; Dinophyceae; Suessiales; Symbiodiniaceae
Source: the annotation of a GenBank genome assembly
AUGGCUGACUAUGGGGCAGUGGGAUGCCUGGCGCGUAGGCUCGAGGAGAACGAUGUUGUGCGACGUCGGUUGCUUGAGAAACCAGAACAGAUCCUCACGAGGUGGAUCAACCCCAAGGCUGUUGGCAUUGCUUCCGUGAAAGCAAUGGGAAAGAACCAGCACGCCCUCGAGUUGCUGGCUGAGUGGUGGGUUCACAACCAACCAGUGCCUAAGACAGUUCCCAUCGACCGAAUGCGAGAGGAGGUGAGCAUUCUCCGGCAACACUUGGGGCUCGACGUGGACUUGCAGAGCGUGCACUUGGAUGCUGCAGGCUUAAAGUGGCUUCCCGUUGCCAAGUUAAAGGAUCGCUGCUUGGACAAGUUCUAUGCCAUCUUGGAGGGCGCGUGGACAGUGCCAGACGAUGGCACGGUGCUUGGACUGCACCCGCUGCCAGGGCCUGGGGGUGCAGGCGGAGAUGACGACGAUGAUGAUCAUCAUCAUGGUGGGGGUGCUCCACUUCUGGCCAUCGAGGAUGCCCCGUCGCUUGAAGUCGUGGCCAUUGAUGGUGAAGAUGGUGUGGAGUACGCAGACCGAGCUGAGAUCGAGGAACUUGAGGGCCACGAGCAUGCUGAGGAGGAGGAGCAGUGCGACGACGACCCAGUGGUCGACGCAGACCACACCGGGAAGAAGGAAGAGGAGGAGGCGGUGAUGUCUGUGCCAGACAAAGUGGAGCAGACGCCCUCGCCGAACACAGACUUGCCAGGUCCAACGCAGGACUCGCAGCUGGUGCGGCAGGCCUCCAGUUCCUCGAUCGACACGGACUUCUCAACCCCGGAAGGCAAGCCAGGUCCGAUUGUUCGCGCCCAGCCUUUGCUCACCCCCCGCAAGUUGUUUGUGGACGAGACUUUCAAGCCACCGACUCCUCUGCUUAUGCCCGAAGACAGGGCCCGUGUGAUCGAGCAGUUGAGGUUGGAGAUGCAGAGGCGCGCUGCGGCAGCGAAGGUGCCGGCGCCAGCUGGUCCGGCAGUUAGUUGCUGGCUAUGUGUUAACAAUAUUUUGAAACAGUUUCUAUCUGUGCUAUACGACAAGCUGCGAGCAGCAAGCGCACACUCUUUAGGCCCGGAUGAGAUGGAGACAUUGGUGCCGGAGAGCCCAAGUUGGCUGAAGUCCGGGGAGUCGGGUUCAGUGGCCUCAAGCCCCAAGAGCUUGGAGGAAGCAACAGGCCCGAUGAUCAGCAGCCCAUCGUAUGCUCCCUCGCCGGAUGUCAAGGGUCAAGAGGGCAUGAACACGGAGGAGGUCUCGACGGUUCCUUCGCUAAUUCGGUAA